Molecule: messenger RNA, 483 nt
Organism: Pelobates cultripes (western spadefoot toad)
Lineage: Eukaryota; Metazoa; Chordata; Amphibia; Anura; Pelobatidae
Source: the annotation of a GenBank genome assembly
AUGCCUGACCUGAAGGCCCAGAGCAGAGUGGAACUGGCCCUGUCUCCCCCCCCUCUGGACCGGGGGGGUGAUCCCGGUCCUUGCCCUGGGACACCGACCGCUGCAACACAAUCAAGGCCCAGCAAUGAGACCACCCAGAGCGGCGACCUCGGCACCUCGCCCAAAAUGGUGGACGCCAUGUGCGCUAACGGCAGAGGAAAGGAAUACUCUUCCCCCACGCUCAAGCCUGACAGCACAGAUUUAAGCACCAACUGGCCAGAAAUCAACAACAAACAGCCACCUGCACGCAUUGUAGCACCUCAGCAGACCAGAGGCCGGCGAAGCGAAGGGGGCACAACGAGCCAGCAUAUCCCCCGCGGAAAAGACACGAGACACUCCACGGACAAAACCCUACCUUCCAGCCGAGACGGAGAACUGGUCUCCAACGUAAAGAGCCGCACACCCCUACCGAAAUGCCAGACAACCUUCCCCAACCUGACAUGA